GCAUAAUAGUGUCUAUCUAUAACAAUACCUAAAAAUGCUACGUUCAUGUUAGCAUGCUAGCAACGCUAACAUACAAAUGUUAGCAUUUGUAUUCAUAUAAGUGUCUACACCUGAAAAUGACUACAAAUCAAGUUCCUUUGGACUUUAGUCUCCCUGAACUUGAAAAAGGCUGAGCAAAUCACGAGGACACGAUCAUGUCAACUUUAUUUCACACCUCAACUUCUACUACAUCAUCACAUUACCACCAAGUACAAACAUGCAAUGGAGGACCCUUUAGAAAUGCAGAACAAAACAUCAGAACUUAAAAGGCAAAGUAGUAGUACUAGCCUCCAGGACACAAUGCUACACGGACACACGGUAAUUCAUAAUAGUUUGACUUGAUUGGCCCGACGGCACUAUUAGUCAUCAAACCUUCCAAUCGUUUCCAGUAUAAGAGGAACGAUGCUCCUCACACGCGUGUCGACACUUUCUCACUAACAUGAUGACAAUGAUGUAACUGAUCUCACAACCUUGAUUCAAAUGUGACAUAUUUCAUACCAGAAUGACUUGCAUGAUAUGAAGAAAGGUAUUUGUGCAGAGGGUAAUUGUACAUUGAGUAGGAAACACAAGACAUUGCUGAAACUCCAAAGAGCCGACCAGAGAACCACUGAUGAACAACAAAAGGAACAAGAGAGCUCCAACCACAGCCACUCAGCGACUUAAACAGGAUUACCUCCGAAUAAAGAAAGAUCCUGUGCCUUACAUCUAUGCUGAACCUCUGCCGUUCAACAUCCUAGAAUGGCACUAUGUGGUCAAGGGUCCGGAGAAAACUCUGUAUGAAGGGGGUUACUAUCACGGAAAGCUCCUAUUCCCUCAGGACUUCCCCUUUAAGCCGCCAAGUAUUUACAUGAUAACACCUAACGGCAGAUUUAAAUGUAAUACCAGGCUAUGUUUGUCCAUCACAGACUUCCACCCGGACACGUGGAACCCGGCGUGGUCCGUCUCCACCAUCCUCACGGGUCUGCUCAGCUUCAUGGUGGAGAAAGGUCACACCGUGGGGAGCUUCAAGACGUCUGACCACACGAAACGACAGCUCUCAGCCCAAAGCCUCGCCUUCAACCUGAAGGAUAAAGUCUUCUGUGAAUUGUUUCCUGACGUCGUUGAGGAAAUGAGGCAGAAACAGAAAAUUCAGGAAGAGUUAAACGUCCACACUCAGCCCCUCCCCUUGCCCGAUGUGGUGGCCAAUGGCGACCCCAAGCAGGCCCAUUACCACCUCCCGGCCCUCACUGGGAGUCCCGUCCCGCUGGAGGCCCCCAACCCCGGCAGCCUGCAGCACCCCAAUCGCAAUCAUGGACUUUUAGGCAGCGCUUUAGCCAAACUGUUCGUCAUCGUCGGCUAUCGUAAAAAGCAAUAAAUAUUUUUGACACAGAAAUCAAAGCGAAAGUUGCACAU
Molecule: messenger RNA, 1431 nt
Organism: Doryrhamphus excisus (bluestripe pipefish)
Lineage: Eukaryota; Metazoa; Chordata; Actinopteri; Syngnathiformes; Syngnathidae
Source: RefSeq, a predicted model, not a curated record